AUGAACGAUGCUCACGAUUUCAAUGCUUUAGACGUCGCGAAUUCGAAGAGGAAGACUCAACAGCUCACAGUGAACGACUUUUUGUCUAACAAUGAUGCACUUCGCCAGGUCACCGUUGAUAUGGCGUACAAGACGUUGGUGAAAGCUACACCGGCCAUUAACUUCCUCUUCAAGUAUAUGCUCUGCCCUUUCAGCGAAAAGACUCUCGGCUCUGAUCCUGCAAAGAUGCAUAGACCUCUUUCAGCCGAAUUCAAUAGAGAACCACAGCAUCCGUCGCGCGUGGAUGACACGAGGCUCGUAAUCAACAUCCAAUUUAUCUUGCCUGAAGUCAUCUACCUCGGCUAUAUGCAAGCAGUGAUCUGCGACAUGGUCCAUACUCGAAAUCUUACAUUACAAAUUCGCUCGUCUCUUGAUCACUUUACCUUGCUGAGCACUCGCUUCCCGUACAUUUUGCCGCCGCUGCAUCGCGAGCUGGUCUGA
Plenodomus lingam JN3 is the source of this 480-nucleotide messenger RNA. NCBI's taxonomy places the organism in Eukaryota, Fungi, Ascomycota, Dothideomycetes, Pleosporales, Leptosphaeriaceae. The record is from RefSeq and is a predicted model, not a curated record.